Messenger RNA from Siniperca chuatsi (mandarin fish), 3121 nucleotides. RefSeq names its product ddb1 and cul4 associated factor 11 (gene dcaf11). Gene Ontology annotation, biological process: proteasome-mediated ubiquitin-dependent protein catabolic process. Gene Ontology annotation, molecular function: protein binding. The transcript has 15 exons. Gene Ontology annotation, cellular component: Cul4-RING E3 ubiquitin ligase complex. The record is from RefSeq and is a predicted model, not a curated record. Bases 288 to 1916 code for a protein of 542 amino acids. Lineage: Eukaryota; Metazoa; Chordata; Actinopteri; Centrarchiformes; Sinipercidae.
CAGCCACAGCGGUGCUCAUCACGUGACGGCGAAAGUGCAGGGGCACGCGCAGGGUUUUUUCACACUUUUGUAAACAACAUGGCGAUUCACGAACUGGCCUUGCUAGCCGACUGAACAAACAAUGUGCUGUCAAACCUUCACCUUUUUUUGUGUUAUAAACGUUAUACGUUAGACCUUGCGGAAGUAAGACGUCGGGCAAAUUGUUAAGUUCGCACCGAAACGACAAAGAGCUGGACUGACGAGCUGUCAAGAAGACCGUUUGACAGUCAAACGGCCCUCUUCAGUCUAUGGGCUCUCAGUCCAGUUCUGGGAUGUCUGGUGGAAGGGGCUCUUCCAGUGGCAACCCAGCUGAGCAGUCUGAAGUAGCAGAGUCAAACCAGAGCAGCAGCAGCAGCAGCCGAGGCCGCAGGACGGCUGACAGGCAGCAAGGAGACAGACAGCCAGCAUCAGAGGAGGACGUUGACUUAGCUGAAGUGCUGGCUUACCUACUAAGGAGGGGCCAGGUCAGACUGGUCCAUGGCAGUGGAGCCACAGGCCUGCAGCUGGUCCAGUCAUACUCUGACUCUGAUGAGGACAGCGACGGAGCCUGGGAGGGUCGGCUGGGAGACCGCUACAAUCCACCAGUGGACACCCAACCUGACACACACGAGGUGGACCAGAGUGAGAUCCGAACUCAGAUCCUGCUGGCUAACGCCUCCUCUGCCCCGAAAGGCCGACGAAGUUUCACCCACAUGCUAACAGAGAGGGAACAUGGCAGAUGUAGAGGCUCCAGUUUUUCCCAUGGAGAGUGCACUCGUAUCCGCACACAUUUUCUGCCAAACUAUGUAUCCCACAAGGAUACAUACCAGCAGAAAGCUUUCUGUGGAGUGUACAGCGAGGAUGGCAACAUGUUCCUCUCUGCAUGCCAAGACCAGAACAUCCGCUUGUACGACACCACCAGAGGGCGCUUUCACCUACGACGAACAGUGAAGGCUCGUGAUGUGGGCUGGAGCGUGCUGGACGUCUGCUUCACCCCUGACACAAAUCAUGUGCUCUACUCCAGCUGGUCUGACUACAUUCAUUUAUGCAGUAUAGAUGGAGACAGUGAAAACCACACCGCCCUGGACCUCAAUCCAGAUGAGAGGAGGUUCUGUGUGUUCUCACUGGCUGCGUCCACAGAUGGCAAUGAGAUCCUUGGAGGAGCAAAUGAUGGCUGCCUUUACGUUUUUGAUCUUGAGCAGAAUAAACGAACAUUGAAGAUUGAUGCCCACGAGGACGACGUGAAUGCGGUGGCGUUCGCCGACAGCUCGUCCCAGCUGCUCUUCUCUGGCAGCGACGACGCGCUGUGCAAGGUGUGGGACAGACGGACACUGCGGGAGGACAGACCGCAGCCUGUCGGACAGCUGGCCGGCCACCGAGACGGCAUCACCUUCAUCCACAGCAAGGGUGACGCACGCUACUUGAUCAGCAACUCAAAGGACCAGUCCAUCAAGCUCUGGGACGUCAGGAAGUUCUCGCCCAAAGAGGGGUUGGCAGCUUCCCGCCUGGCUGUCACCCAACAAAACUGGGAUUACCGCUGGCAGCAGGUUCCCCAGAGAGCCCUGAAGAGACAUAAGCUGACGGGCGACACCUCAGUGAUGACCUACCGUGGUCACGGCGUUCUGCACACGCUCAUCCGCUGCCGUUUCUCUCCAGAGUUCAGCACUGGACAGCGAUUCAUCUACUCUGGCUGCUCCACUGGCAAAAUCAUCAUUUAUGACGUCCUGACGGGCGCCGUGGUCUCCAGACUGUCAGGCCAUGACGCGUGUGUGAGGGACGUCAGUUGGCACCCGUACGAGGACAACAUCAUCAGCAGCUCUUGGGACGGAGCGGUGCGAAUGUGGGAGCACAGACAGACCCAUCCUCUAGAGGAGGAGAGAGACAGGGAGAGAGACUGACAGCAGGAGAAAGACCUUUGAGACAGCGAGAGAAGAAGAGAGAACAAAGGAAAAGAUGUCAGAGGAAGUGACAUCACCACAGAAGGGGCGAGGCUGGCCCUAACAGAGGACGGCAAUAAGCUCAAAAGGACUUUGAGAGACUUAAAUAUCUUUUAAAUUCAACGCUGGAUAUUAAUGAUUACAAUUAUAGUGUGGUUGUGAAGUGGUCAUUUGGAAGGCAUUAUAGCCUUACAUUGUCAAGUGCAGAUUAGGGCACAGUGGGGCGGCCCACUCCUGAUUUUCUUUUGUUUUUGCCUCACUGUCUUGCGCCAAGUCAACAGGCCAAAGCUUUUUAAAUUGGCCUGAAACACGCAAAUGUGCUGGAGCUCAAAACGCUAAGCACUGCACUUACUUAAUGAGCUAUUGAAAUUUAACGGUAAGUUAGUCAUAUAAAAAUCAAUGUUGGAUAUUGCAGGGAGAAACUGAGGUGAUAAUUCUGUAUAAAUGUAUAGUAUUUUAAUGGUUCAGGGAGUGGAUUUAGAUAGUUGUCAGUGUGCUGAUUUGGACUCGCUGUUAUGUAUAACACGAGCUGUGUCCUAUUUGAGGGGCCGUCACGUUCAAAGUCCACAUUUAAAGACCCAAUAUAUUAUAAUAAUCCAGUACAUUAUUUGCCAGUUGCCCAGUUUACCAUUGGUCCACCACUUGGUCAGCUGUUAAGGAACAACUGUCUGGUGGUCAACUUGUUAUGUCGGACAUUUCCAGCAUACCAAGUUGACAGGACGCCCAAACGUAGUUAGUGUUACCGUCAAACUCACAAUGAUUUUAUGCUAAAUCCUCUUUAGACCGCCUCAAGUCUAAAGGCAACCCUUGUAUUUAUACACAGCAAUAGUCAGAGGUCUUCUUAUUGAUCCUGGAUCAGCACUCAACUCUGUAAACACAAGCCCUGAGUCGAUUUAAAAAAAAAAAAAAAAAAAAAAAAAAAAAAAAAAAAAAGAAAAGAAGAGUAAUCUUGUUGGCCAAUAUAAACCUGUGAUCUGUUUAAAAGAUUUGAAUCUGUGCGAUAAUAUGUUGAGGUCAAAGACUUGGUGAAGGGACUGGGGAUGUGUGCGUGGAUCAAAACGUACACACUGAUCUGUAUAUGCAAUUUUCAGGUGUUUAUAUCAAAGCCCAUAUUUCACUCUCAGACCGUUGUUUUACAGUAACAAUAAAACCUCUCUUUAAAUGUA